CUGGCCGGAUUGAUAGCGCUCGCACUCCUGCUGACCGCCGGAUGCAAUCCAACGGAUGAAGAACUUGCCACACGGAUCGCAGACGGGAUAAAGGCUGCCGUUAAAAAUUCCGACGUACCUGUUGGCGACCUGAAUCCACUGUACCGAGGGGUUUGGCCAUCGGUGUUUUACGUCGAUCCCGGUGAUCGUCAACACGGCACCGGCUGGCUGCUGGAGCCGGGAUUGAUCGUAACGGUCGCCCACCUGGUCGAAGGUCGGCGGCAGGUUAUCGUACGGCAGGCCACUGCACCGACCUUUGUGGCCGAUGUCGUGGGUUCCGACCAUCUUCGAGAUGUGGCACUGUUACGGUACGAUCCGGCCCAAGCCGCGUUGGACCCCAGGGCGAUGCCGCUUCCGAUGGGCAACGCCACGAUCGACGAUAUCGCCAAAGACCUGCUCGCGUUGGGUUAUUCGGGCAGCGGCGUGAAGCGCCUGGGGACAGUAGGGUCACCAAAGGCGAACGCCGGCAUUUUGUCUCAGAUAACCAAUUUUGGCGCCGCUAGCUACGGUAGGAACCUGGAGAUGGAUGCUGCCAUAGAUCCGGGUGACAGCGGCGGCCCGGUGUUGAACCGACAAGGCGAGGUGGUCGGGAUGGUAAGGGCGGCGGCUCGGCAUUCGGCUGACGGUGGUUUGGUCGUGGGAACUUUCUACGCCGUCCACGCCGAUGAAAUCCGAACAGCGAUAGCGUCAAUCGAGUCUGGGGAACAAUAA
Geodia barretti is the source of this 750-nucleotide messenger RNA. The record is from the annotation of a GenBank genome assembly. NCBI's taxonomy places the organism in Eukaryota, Metazoa, Porifera, Demospongiae, Tetractinellida, Geodiidae.